AUGGUGGCCAAACUGAAGAAGCGCAGAGCAGCUUCAAAGAAGCAGGGCAAGAUAGCCGAUGCUGCGCCUGAGAGCACGGGCCCAUCGGGGGAAGAGGCGCACUCAGCUCCUGUUCGAACCAAGAGGAAGCGGUGCAUUCAAGGAGGAAAGCAGGACAUCCAAGCUGAAUCCGAGACGAAAGAUGAGCCUGCAAAAGAGGAGCCUCAGAAAUUGUUCCAGACAAAUACCUCCUUUGCCAAGCUGGGCCUGGCUAAAUGGAUCGUUGACACUUGUGGGAAGCUGGGCAUGAAUUAUCCCACAGAUAUUCAGGUUAUGGCUAUUCCGCCAGUGCUGUCCGGCAAGAAUAUUGCUGGGAACGCGCGCACGGGCAGUGGCAAGACUGCGUGCUACAGCCUCCCAAUUCUCCACCACCUAUCCAAGGAUCCUUACGGCAUUUUUGCCCUGAUUCUGGUUCCGGUGAGAGAGCUUGCUUUCCAGGUUGCUGACAACUUUCGCGCAAUGGGCCAGGCAAUUCGCGUUAGUGUUGGGGAGAUUGUGGGGGGUCGAGACUUUUCCAUUCAGAGCAGGCUUAUUGCAGACCGGACUCAUGUUUUGGUGGCCACACCUGGCAGACUCGCCGAUUUGCUGCGGGGCGAUUUUGCCUUGGCCAGAGCUUUCCGGAAGUUACGCACAUUUGUGCUGGAUGAAGCAGACCAGCUUCUGACAGACACCUUCGAAGAGCCUUUGAGUCGGAUCUUGGAAGUGCUUCCAGAGUCACGGCAGACCUUGUUUUUCUCGGCCACGAUUACGCAGUGCAUUGAGAAGUUGAGAAAGGGGAAGGAUUUGAUGCUCGUGGAUGCAAACCCUAACGAGGAGUCUCUGCAGAACCUGACACAGCUGUACGUUUUCGUGCCCAAAUCCGUGCAGGUCAACUAUCUGCAUUAUCUCUUGAAGACACAUUUCCCGGAUGAGAGCUGCAUCAUCUUUGCGCAAACCAUCGAAGAAUGCCAAAUGCUCACCACAAUGCUGGACAUUUUGGGUUUUGCUGUGACAGGCCUACACUCGCUGCAGUCGCAGAGGCAGCGGCUGGCAAGCCUCGGCAAGUUCCGAGCAAGCCGCGCCAGCAUUCUGCUGGCAACAGAUGUGGCGAGCAGAGGGCUGGACAUCCCCAUGGUUGGAGUGAUCAUCAAUGUUGGCCUGCCCUUCGAUGUAGCUUCCUAUGUCCACCGCGCAGGCCGCACAGCUCGUGCCGGGCGACCCGGAAAAGUGGUUUCCUUGAUGUCAGAGCUAGAUGUGCCGCGUGUGAAGGCAGUUGAGGAAAGGAUUGGAAAGCAGCUGCAGCUGCUGCCCACGAAGGAGGAGGAGGCAAUCAAGCUGCUCUCCCGAACGACGAAAGCGUACCAGCGCGCAGAGCUGCUGUUGUCAGAGGUUGGCUUCACGGACCAGAUUGCUGAGUACCGCCAGGCCAAGGCCAAGAAGAGGGCCAAGAAGCCCUCGAAGCCCAGCAAAAGGAAGUCAGCAGCCUCCUGA
Symbiodinium pilosum is the source of this 1509-nucleotide messenger RNA. The record is from the annotation of a GenBank genome assembly. Lineage: Eukaryota; Dinophyceae; Suessiales; Symbiodiniaceae.